This is a messenger RNA of Amoebophrya sp. A25, 1455 nucleotides long. Lineage: Eukaryota; Dinophyceae; Syndiniales; Amoebophryaceae. The record is from the annotation of a GenBank genome assembly.
AUGCUCUGCUCUCCUUCUUUGUUUUCUUGGUGUGUUGUGCUCUGUUUUUUUGGCGUGCUGUGCGCUGCUCUUGUUCGUGUGCUGUGCCUUGUUGGCCUUCGCGUGUUGUGCUUUGUCUUGUUCGUGUGUUGUGCUCUGUCUCUUUCGUGGUUUUUUUCGGGAGCGUGCUCCGCCUUGUUCGUGUGCCGUGCUCUGUCUUUAUUUGCGUGCGUUGUCUCUUGUUCGUUUGGCGUGGGUGCUGUGCUCCGUUUUUUUCGCGUGGUGUGUUUUUACUCUCGUGUGCUGUGCUCUGUCUCGUCCGUGUGCUGUGCUCCGUUGCCCUUUUCGUGUGUUUUUCUGGUGUGUUGUGUCCUGUUUUUUCGCGGGCUGCGCGCUGUCUUUUUCGUGUGUUAUGUGCUUCGGCUUUUCGUGUGUUAUGCUUGUUUUUUUCGUGUGUUGUGUCUUGUUUUUUUCGUAUGCUGUGCGCCGUUUUUUCGUGUGUUUUGCUCUGUCUUUAUUUUCGUGCGCUGCGCUCUGUUUUCUAUUUCUUCGUGUGUUGUGCUCUAUUUUUUUCGUCUGCUGUGCUCUGUUUUUUUCGUGUGCUGUGGUUUGUUUCUGUUUUUGGAAUGAAAAGUUACGUUUGUAUAUCAUUAUCAUAUGUAUGCGAGCUGAUGCAGCGCGACUAAUAUGGAAAAGAUUUCAGGUCUGAGGAUGCAAAGGGCUUAUUGUAAGAGAAGGCUCUUAUUGUGAGACAAGUUUCUUAUUGUAAGAAAAAGUGCUUACUGUAAAGAAAUAUUUGAGCAGCAACGAUUGACCUCAGUUAUGUAUGUAUGAAGAUGCCAUUUCUCAUGCAUUGAAAGCGAAGAUCCUGAUACUAUUACUAUGUAAAUCCUGUUCGUAAGUAAAAAAAAAGGCAAGACAGACCUGCACGUUCUACCUUUGGAAAAAAUGUGGAGAAAAAUACAAUAAGAAACAUCAUGCACACUUUCAAAGUCAAAGUAUUUAGUCCAGCACGUAAAAAAAUUAGAAAAUUAUCAUGCUGUCUGCAGCAGCUGCGCCUCCUGUGCGAUCAGGUCGUCAAGAGGGGUUUGCCUCUGCCACAAUGAUGGGAGGCGUUUGAAAGCAUAGACUAAUAAAGAAGAAGGGGGCCAAAAGGCUCAGUUUGUUUGAGUAAGGAUAAGCGAACUGACUCUGACAUAACGGAAAAUUAUGAGUACAAUUCGGUCUACGGUUACUGUCUGAGGUUGUUAUUUAAAGACCCAAGUACCAUUGUCGUGAAAAAGAGAACGGAGUCUUGUCGUGACAAAGAAAGCGGACUGCGGUUACCCUAAAUAGAAGGUGAGCGCUAGCUGCUGUAUUAAGAUAUGAAAUGAAGAGAGAUACAGAGGAAGUUCUAGAAGCUUCGAGGGAACGAAACGGGGAUCGAAGCUACAAGAAAAAUGCGUUUGAACUUAUAAGAACAUUGAGGAUCCUCGC